Molecule: messenger RNA, 2072 nt
Organism: Drosophila montana
Lineage: Eukaryota; Metazoa; Arthropoda; Insecta; Diptera; Drosophilidae
Gene: schuy
Product: schumacher-levy
Exons: 1
Coding region: 76-2028 (650 amino acids)
Source: RefSeq, a predicted model, not a curated record
UAAAUUCAGAUGUAAGCCCUCAACAACAGAAAUAAAAUAAUACUUUUCGGAUCACAAAAACUAAAAAAAAAAAUAAUGUCCGCCGUUGAAGAAAAGCGUGUGCCCAAGGAUUGCGCUAUAUCAUGCAGCGUAAAAAAAUCCGAACAGAACAACGGAAAGCGCAGCUUUAUAGUCACGGUGGACGACAAUGGCAAGGUCGAGGUCAGCUCCAGUGGCCAGUGCGAGCCGCCGGAAGGCAGUCAGCCGCAAGUCAAGGAGCAGUCCAGCCGAAGGAUACGAAAUGCAACCCGAAAGUCGUCGCGGGGCGGCAAACAGCGCCUGCGGAUAGCGGUGCUCGAGGAGAACGCCGGCAGCUCCGACGGAGAGUUGGCCAACGGUGAGGAGAAGAGCAGCAGCAGCAACAACAACGAUAUGAUCAGCAUUGAUGCACAGUCCCUGGAGACGAUGCACGAUCGAUUUGUGAAAAUCUACAAUAAGAAUCUGCGCGGCAAGCCCAGCUUUGUGGUGCUCGAGGAUGCGCUGGUGCGCAAGCGUGUGGAGCAGACGCUGCAGGGCCGCGCCAUCUGCCACAAUCAUGCCGAGCAGCAGACAUCCCCCAGCGACAUAGGCGCCCAUACGGGCUCCCAGACCGAUGAGUUUCUGCUGCAGUGCGCGAUGCGGUCGAGCAUGCUCAAGGGCCAAAGCCGUGGCUGCCAGGCGACAGAUGUCACGGCCAAAUCGCCCGAGUGUGGAGCCUGCGCGGCCAAGCGGAGCAGCAUGACGGCGCCACCGCUGCGCCGGCUUAGCCAGAUGUGUGCUCUGCAACUGGACAAGAUGAUGCGAGCAGAAACAGUGGCUGCCAAGACUGCAAGCACAGCCCGUGCCAAGCCCAACACUGCGCCACAUGUGACCAUCAGUUUUGUGCCAGCAGCAACACAGACGGCCACCACGGUCAAUGCACAGCCACAGCAGCAACCAUUGCUGUUAGCAGCAGCAGCAGCAGCAGCAGCAACAGCAGCAACAACAACAUUGCCGCGCAGCAACUGCGCGAAUUGCUGCGCGCACAUCCAACCGGCUGUUGGCCAGCCAAUGCCAACGGCGCCUCACUGCCAAUGCUGCCAGCAUGCAGCUGACAGCAACUAUGCCUGCUGCUUGAGGCAGCAGCAACAGCAACAACUUCUGCUACAGCAACAGCAGCAGCAGCAGAUGCAGAUGCUGCAACAGCAUCAUUUUGCACAUGCACAGCAGCAACAUCCAGUUGCAGGACCAACUUAUGCUCAUUGCUGCAGCAGUUGCUGCCUGUUGAGGCCAACAAUGGCACAAACAACGCUCGGAUUUGGCCAUGCACCGGCUAUGCCAAGCCAUUGCAGUCAUCCAUUGCUGCUGCCGCCGCCGCAGCCACACGAGUAUCCCAUGAGAGGCUGGCCACCGCAGCCCAUCAAUUCCUGCCUCUGUUAUCCGAUGCCCGCGGUCAGCAUGUCCGCCUACGACAUCCCACACUGCGCCAGCUGCCACAUGCAGCGCCAUUCGUGCACCGCCUGCUACAAUGACUACCAGCAGCAGCAGCACAUGCACCACCUAAAGAAGCAGCAAAAACAAUUUGUCUGCCUCGGCGGCGGCAACAACUUGAAUGACCCUCGCUCGUCGUCUAGCACACCCGAGCGCAGUUCGACGUCCGAGAUGCAUGUGAGUCGCGGGCGUUCUAGAAAGCACCGGACACAGGAGGCGAGUGUGCUGAGCGAGCACGAAGACUCGGAGCUGCAUACCAGCGCUUCCCAGCUGACUGUCAGACGGGUAAAUGCACUCGGCUCCAACGAGAAGACCGCCAAGAAGAUGCCCUUGCAUCAGCAGCAGCAGCAGCCGCAGCCGUCGUCGCGCAACAGGGCGGGUGCAUCGAUUCCAGCCUCAAAGGUCUACAUGGCGCGCUUUGGACGCACCUGCCUGGUACUGAAGCCCACCACGUCCGCAAUGCCAACACGCCUGCUGACCAAGCGCAUCAGCCGCUACACCUCCGUUAUGGCCUGGCCCCAAAAGAUGGCCAGAAAGUAAAUUACAAAUUACAUUUGCCACAAUAAACCAAACUAGAUCCGAAA